Messenger RNA from Sebastes umbrosus (honeycomb rockfish), 2378 nucleotides. Its product is annotated as microtubule-associated protein 11-like. Gene Ontology annotation, molecular function: alpha-tubulin binding. Gene Ontology annotation, biological process: cilium assembly. The record is from RefSeq and is a predicted model, not a curated record. NCBI's taxonomy places the organism in Eukaryota, Metazoa, Chordata, Actinopteri, Perciformes, Sebastidae. The transcript has 13 exons. The coding region runs from base 92 to 1951 and encodes 619 amino acids. Gene Ontology annotation, cellular component: TRAPPII protein complex.
UAUAGUGAAAGUGACAACAGGAAGUGUGUGUUUCCUCCUCCUCAGCAUCCUCCGGUCCUCCUCCUCCUCAGUCCUCCUCCAGCUGGUCGUCAUGGUGCAGAUGAUGGAGUCUCAGUGUGAGUACUUCAUGUAUUUCCCGGCGGUUCCCAUCACGGACCUGUCUGAUCCGGCUCGGUACCGGACUCUGCCCCGGAGGAGUCACCUUUACCUGGGAGAGACGGUCCGGUUCCUGCUGGUGCUGCGCUGCAGAGACACCGGGACCGGGACCGGGACCGGGACCGGGACCACACCGACCACCGAACACGGGCCCGGAGGCGGUGAUGGCGCUGCAGCCGGUUUUGGGACGGAGUCGGCCAGUAGCCGGGCGUGGAGGGAGCUGGCCGGCUCUCUGUGCGCCGUGGCCAGCGUGAGUCCAGGUGAAAGUAGCCGCCAUCGAGGCAACCACCACCACCACGACUAUCAGAGCAGCGGGGACGAGGCCAACGAGGACGGCGAGGAGGACUACAUUGCGGCCGCGGAGGCGGCCAUCGCAGCGCUCGGCAGCAGGGUGGACUCCCGGUGUCGGAGCUUCAGGGACUGCAAGCCGCUGCUCAUCCACAACUCGUCUGGGACGGCGGCGAGGGAGUUCCGCAGGGCGCCUGUUCAGUCUCCUCUGGACGAGCCGGUGGUUUUGACAGAUGAAGUGAUCUUCCCCCUCACCGUCUCUCUGGACAAACUCCCCGUCAGCACCCUGAAAGUCAAGGUGAUGGUCACAGUGUGGAAGAAGGAGGCGGAGAAAGCUGAGGUGCAGGAACUCGGCUACCUGAGCGUCCUGCAGCAACGAGAGCCAACACACACCUUCAGACACGACCUGAACACCUUCAAGGCUCAGGUGAGCACCACGCUGACCGUCCUGCCACCUCCCACCGUCCGCUGUAAGCAGAUGACCGUCUCUGGGAAGCACCUCGCCGUCCUCAAAGUGUUGAAUGAGUCCUCUCAGGAGGAGGUGAGUGUUCGGGAUGUUCGGAUCUUACCGAACCUCAACGCCUCCUACCUCCCCAUGAUGCCAGACGGCUCCGUGCUGCUGGUGGACAACGUGUGCCACCAGUCCGGUGAGGUCGGCAUGGCGUCGUUCUGCCGGGUGGACAGCCUGGCCUGCCGCCUUCCCAGCAUGCUCAGCGCUUUGGAGGAGCACGAUUUCCUGUUCCAGCUGCACCUCAACGACAUGCCGCAAGACGACUCCAACGAGGGGCUGGAGGUUCCUCUGGUCGCUGUGCUGCAGUGGUCAACUCCCAAGAUGCCUUUCACCAACUGUAUCUACACCCACUACAGGUUGCCCAGUAUCCGUCUGGACGAGCCUCGGUUCGUCAUGACGGCCAGCUGUCCGAGCACCGUCAAGGUGAAGGAACACUUCAAGGUCAAAUACGUUCUGCUCAACAACCUGCAGGACUUCCUGGCCGUACGGCUCGUCUGGACUCCGGACGGUCGAGGUCAGGUUGACGACGCGUCGCUGGCGGCCGUCGUCUGUCACACUCCUCUCAGUAACCUCGGCCACUGUCGGAAAGGCAGCACUCUGUCCUUCAGCGUGGCCUUCCAGAUCCUCAAACCAGGACUCUACGAGCUCAGUCAACACAUGAAGCUGAAGCUCCAGUUCACGGCCUCGGUGUCCAACCCUCCACCUGACGCCCGGCCGCUCUCACGUAAAAACAGCCCGUCCAGCCCGGCGUUCCGAGACCUGCUGGACCGACACCAGGCCAGUCUGGGUCGAUCCCAGUCCUUCUCCCACCAGCAGCCGUCUCGAUCCCACAUCAUGAGGACGGGCAGCGCCAUGGAGCGGCGGGCCAUCACUCCUCCCGUUGGCUCUCCGGUGGGCCGGCCACUCUACCUGCCGCCGCAGGACAAAUCGCUGCUGUCGCUGGACAAGAUCGCCAAGAGGGAGUGUAAAGUCCUGGUGGUGGAUCCGGUCAGCUAGGGAGCAAGGAGGGAAGGAUGCAAGGAUGCAAGGAUGCAAGAAUGCAAGGAGAUGAAAGGACAAGGUGGAGGAGGAAGAGGCAGCUUCUCUUCAUCUCCCUGAAACAGAAGCUGAAACCAUUUUAAUUUAAACAGGAAGAAGAAGCAACGUGUCCUGAUGAAGAACUGAGUUUACAGGCCACGCUUCUUUAAAUGACAUAUUAAUGUAUUAUCAUGUUUCUGUAUUAUUUAACGGGUGAGAUAGAAACACACAGUUCUUCUUUGAUGAAUUCACCUUUUGGGUCGUUCUAUAAUUGGAGGAUCGUUUCACAUAAACAAAAAAGUAAAAAAAUAGGGCUGUCAAUCGUUUAAAAUAGUUAAUCGCACACCUUAAAGGGAGAUUAGUCAAGUAUUUAAUACUCUUAUCCACAUGGGAGUGGACAAAUAUG